UUUGCGGUUUGUGUAUUUCGUUUUUAACGAAAGCGGGAGGCGACGGCACCGGGAUUACUAAUUUUUCUACGAAAGGGAAAAACUUAUUUUUCGUGAUUUCGUUGGCGGGGGAGGGGGGGGGGGGGGAGAACCGUCCUCGCCUUCCUGUUGAUCCGCGGCGGGGAGCGGGCUCACCCCUCCAGCGUCCCGGCCCCGGCCGUCGCGGAACCUCGGACGGGAGCGCUGCCGGAUUUAGCAGUUUUAUCCCGAUGCGGGUGUCCUUCCUCUCUGUAAAGUCGUAAGUACCUUGAGGUGGGAGGAGUAAAUUCAGCCUGACACUGAGAGCGCUUUUGUUGAAACAGGAGAGACUUGCGGUGUCCCUACUUAAAUAUGACACAUGACGAUGGACAGGACGCCCGCCCCGCCGCCCCCCAGUGACCCCCGCGAUGCCCGCCCCCCCCGGCGGCACGACUCGGAAGCGGAGACCACGAGCGAGCCGGAGAGCAACCGCGGGGGCAUGGAGGCGCCGGCUGACCCCCAGCUGCUGCUCAACGGGGCGUCCAAGGAGGCGGGUGGACCCUCCCCCGGGCCCCCCGCCGCCCCCGUCCCCGUCAUCGAGCUGGUGCGCCGGGGGGGCUCCUUGGACAUAAAAAGCCGGGAGGUGGCGGGGGAGGCGAUGCAGAGAGCUCCGGGUUCCGAUCCGUGCCGCGCCGCGGAAGCCGCCUGUGAGGCUCGCAUGGUGCAGCUGAGCCCCCCCGCCCUCCCGCUGCAGCCCCCCGGCAGGGCCAUGCUCUACAACUUGGGUCAGCCGCUGGCCACCAUCAACAGCGGGUUUUUCGGCGAACCGGACUCCUUCUCCAUGUACGGCAGCAACCGGGUGAAGAGGAGACCCUCUCCCUAUGAGAUGGAGAUCACCGACGGUCCUCACACAAAAGUGGUUCGUCGCAUUUUUACCAACAGCCGGGAAAGGUGGAGGCAGCAGAACGUCAACGGAGCCUUCGCAGAGCUUCGCAAGCUCAUCCCCACCCACCCACCCGACAAAAAACUCAGCAAGAACGAGAUUUUGCGCCUGGCUAUGAAAUACAUCAACUUCCUGGCCAAGCUGCUCAACGACCAGGAGGAAGAAGGAAACCAAAGGGGCAAAGUGAACAAAGACUCUGGGAUAGUCCAGGAAGACCUCCUGCAGGACAUGUUGUCUCCUAACUCUAGCUGUGGAAGUUCUUUAGACGGAGCUGCCAGCCCGGACAGCUUCACAGAGGAACACGAAACCUUGGAUUCCAAGCACACGCGGGGCCUGCACCACGCCAUGCUCCCUGUAGAAGGCAACGCGCAGCGGUGAUGACCUCCUGCCCGGCUCCCGAAGCACCGAGGGGGGAGAAGAGGACCCAAAAGUGCUUGGACUUGUGCCCGUGGGAUUUGUGACUCUGCCUUUCCCCUGGAGCUUGGAGUCCCCACUCUCCCCAGCCUGGGACGGAGCGGCCGGCGCCUUGGCCGAGGAUGAGCCCAAUCCAGGCGGACGUUCGGUAUUUAGGUACGUGAUGGGACGAAGAAGAAAAGCAUUGAAGUCAUCUUCGUUGUACAUACUGCUCGUGAUGUGACUCUGUGGAGGGGCAGGAGAUGCAGCCAGAGCCUCUCUGCCAUUUAGAGGGUUUUCAGACCGUCCGUGACGACUGUCACCUUGCCUGCUUGAGACACAAAACUUCUCUUUCAGUGCUGCUGGAGGCCGUCGAUGCUUUCCAGCUCCACGUGAUGCUGGAAAACUGCUGAAACCUGACAGUGCUGUGACAUUUGUCCAGCCUGUGGCAUGUACAGCUGGUCUGAGCAGGAGCUGGGGCCACGUGCUCCUGGUGUUUGAGAGUUUUUGACUGUAUCUUUAAAAGAGGUGAAAAAUACCCUCAGCAAAAGAACUAUUAAAAGGAUUAAGUUUUGGGUUUUUUUUUCCUUUUCUACUGCUUUUUUUUUUUUUUUUUUUUUUUUGGUCUUCCUCCUCCUUCCUUUUCCUUAUACUUAACUUUGGAUUGUUUGGGGUUGUUGUAUUUAUGACGUGGGAUUACUUCUGUUUCAGGCUGUCAUGCAGUAUCCACUGAACAAAAAAGGUACAUAGGUGUUUUCUGCCACCCUCCCAGUCCUUGAUUUUUCUGCUGGGAAUGCUCAUCUGGUGAGCUGCGACCCUGCUGCAUUCUCCUGGAGUUUUCCCAGUGGUGUUUGUAGGGCCAGAAGUUCUCUCAAGGAAGAUGAAAUUCAGAAUUUGUAAGGCAGGGUGGGGCUUGAAUUUUCUAGUGAAACCCAGUGAUCCCCUUGGACUGGGGGAUUUUUAAAUUCAAAAAGCAACGAAAAAGGCAAAAAAGAAUCAAUGAUGCAUCAACAGUGUGUGUGUACAUAGGGUUAUAAAAGGGUUUUAAUGGUA
Messenger RNA from Calypte anna (Anna's hummingbird), 2386 nucleotides. It is a transcript of the gene TAL1, whose product is annotated as TAL bHLH transcription factor 1, erythroid differentiation factor. The record is from RefSeq and is a predicted model, not a curated record. The transcript is spliced from 5 exons. Bases 377 to 1318 code for a protein of 313 amino acids. Gene Ontology annotation, biological process: regulation of transcription by RNA polymerase II. NCBI's taxonomy places the organism in Eukaryota, Metazoa, Chordata, Aves, Apodiformes, Trochilidae. Gene Ontology annotation, molecular function: protein dimerization activity; DNA-binding transcription factor activity, RNA polymerase II-specific; RNA polymerase II cis-regulatory region sequence-specific DNA binding.